CUCGAUUCGCGAAGUCCCUCGACCCCCGCCUGCAACACUCGCGCGGCAGCACACCACGCUUGACGAUGGAGUUCUCAAUCGAAUCAACAUCGACCUUGUUUGACUCGAGCGGGAAGCCCUACACCUCGUACUCCAUCACCACGCACUACCAGGGCCAACGCUUCCAGGCGCAGCGGCGGUACCGCGAGUUCGUGGCGCUGCACGACGGCCUGCGCGGCGAGGUCUCCGGCCUCCCCCACCACUUCCCCGUCUGGCCCUUUCACCUCAACCGCCUCGCGCCAGAGGUCGUGGACGGCCGCCGCGUCGCCCUCUGCUCGUACCUCUCCGCCGCCCUCGCCGCCCUUCACGGCGGGGUGAUGCCGGCGCGGCUCCGCUCCUUCCUGCAGCUCCCGCAGGCGCAGGCGAACCGGAUGACCGCGCCUGCUGGGCCGUCCGGGGCGGCGCCGCUGCUGCCGCUCGAGAAAAGCGACACGGUCAUCCUCGUGGCGUACCAGCUGCCGCUCACUGUGUCGAGAGCCGAGGGCGGAGGGUGGGAGGUGGAGUGGGACGACGAGUCGGUCCUCAAUCAGCACGCCUUGUCGCUGGGCUGCCGGGUGAUGUGGGUCGGAGGCGUCGGCUGCGCUGUCGACCCCGACGAGGAGGAGGGCCUCGCACAGCUGCUGCUCGAGGGCUACUCUUGCCUGCCCGUCUUCCUGCCCGCCGCGCUGACCGACCGCUUCUACCACGGCUUCUGCCGCUCCUACCUGCGGCCCGUCUUCCACAACCGGAUGCGGCUCCCCGACAGCGAGAACCCGUUCUGCGAGGAGGGCUGGCGGUCGGAGGACUGGCGGGCGUACUCCGCCGCCAACCGAAAGUUCGCCGACACCGUGAUGGAGGUGUACGAGCCGGGGCACAUGGUCUGGGCGCACGACUACCACCUGCUCCUCCUCCCCUCCUUCCUGCUCCGCCGCCACCGCACCGCCCACAUCGGACUCUUCCUGCACUCGCCCUUCCCGGCGAGCGACGUCUUCCGCUCCGUCGCCGUCCGCGAGGAGCUGCUCCGAGCGAUGCUGCACGCGGACAUGGUCGGCUUCCUGCUCUUCGAGUACACGCGCAACUUCCUCACCUCGUGCAAGCGGCUGCUCGGCCUCGAGCACGACCGCAGCCCUCCCUCUGGCGGCUUCUUGGGCGUCGACUUCGGAGGCCGACACGUCAUCGUGCAGGUCUCCACCUUUGGCGUCUCCCCCUCGCUGCUCGAGAACCACUUGCCGGACAGGCUGGCGCCCCCCGCCGCCGCCUCCACCCGCGACGAGCUCAAGGACUUGCGAGCGGAGCUCGACGCGCCGGCCGCCUCGCCGCGGCGGCUGCUCGCCGGCGUCGACUAUCUCGACCGCUUCAAGGGCGUGCAGCUCAAGCUGCUCGCGUGGGAGGCGAUGCUGGCCGCGUACCCGCGGUACCGCGCGGGCCACACGCUGGUGAUGGUCGCCUCGCGCAACCAGGUCAAGCUCGUCGCGGACGCGCGCGACGUGCGGGCCGACAUUGAGACUAUCGUCCGCCGGAUCCGCGCCUCCUACCCGGGCGCCCUCCACUACGCCGAGGUGGAGCGGCUCUCUCUCGCCGCCCGGAUGCAGCUGUGGCAGAUGUCCGACGUCAUCGUCUACUCGACGGUGCGCGAGGCGGUCAACGCCCACCCGCUCGAGUACGGAUUGGUUGAGGAAGCGCCUGACCGCUCGGCGAUGCAAUUUUCAGGCUCGCUCGUCAUGAACCCCUUCUCGACGGAGGCUGUGAUGGGCGCGCUCGAGACGGCGCUCGAGAUGCCGCCGGCGGAGAAGGAGGCGCGCGCACGCAAGGAUUUGGCGCACAUCCGCGCAAACACGGCGGAGGACUGGGCACGCCAACUCCUCCUCCCGCAGAGGUCGCCUUCAAUGAGUGCCCCAUCUCAUGGCGUGGUUGAUGAUGAGGCGCGCCGCUUCCUGACCGACCUCAAGUCGAUGCAGCGCAAGAAGGAGGACCACUGGAUGGCGGUGCUCCUCUCGUAUCGCGCCGCCGCACAGCGCGUCGUCUUGCUCGAUUGGGGCGGCACCCUCACCCCCGCCGACACGGGCUUCUACGACGUGCGCGAGGAGGGCAAGUACGAGGUGCCCUCCUCGGUGCUCACGACGCUGCGGCAGCUCUGCGCCGACCCCCACAACCACGUGGACGCCGCCUUCGGGUCGGUGCCGGGGCUCUCUCUUGCUGUCGAGCACGGCUUCCACUACCGCAUCAAGAGCGGCCCGUGGCAGCAGCUCCUGCCUGGCGUCAACACCUCGUGGCGAGAGGCUGCCGAGGCGGUGAUGGCGGUCUACACCACCCGCACGCUCGGCGCGUACAUGCAGAAGAAGGGCUCCUCCAUGUCGUGGAACUUCUCCUCGGCGGACCCGGAGUUCGGCGCGCUGCAGGCGCGCGAGCUGCAGUACCAGCUGCAGGCAGCGCUCGAGGGGGCCCCGGUGGUGGUGCGGGUGGGGAAGGGGUAUGUCGAGGCGUGCCCCAAGGGGAUCGACAAGGGGGUGAUGGCGGAGCGGUUCGUCGGGCUCGUGGCGGACGCGGCGCGGCGCGGCAGGCCGGCAGAGCCGCUCCAGUUCGUCCUCUGCGUCGGCGACGACUCGAGCGACGAGCUCAUGUUCGCCGCGCUGCAGAAGAGGAAGGACGCGGCGGCCGGCCGAGGCGGCGCCGCACCCGGGCACGACCUCUUCACCGCCACCGUCGGCCGCAAGCCGAGCGACGCCUCCGCCUACCUCGCCGACCACGCUGACGUGGUCGAGCUGCUCGGGAUGCUCUCUGGAGUCGGCUCGUCGCGCAGCAAGCGCUUCGCCUCCGCCGGAGACCUGCAGUCACUCGCGGCGGCGGCCGGCGGGGCGGCGCGGCCGCAGCAGGACGAAAACAGCCGCCCGCCGCCGCUGCGCGAGCAGCCCGUGCGGCGCAGCUCGCAGUCGUACAACCCGGGGGCGUAGCCGCUCCGCCGGGCUGCGGACGGGGAGGGAGCAGCACAGCCGCCGCCGCAGGGCGCGCCAUGCAUGCUACGGGCGCUUGCAGACAAAGCCGGUGACGCCAGGGCCAGCCGCUCCCUGCCAUGAUACAUGAGGCUCGCGCAACGGCGUGCGCGCGCCACCACUUGCGAGAGAAGCGAGGACGCACUGGGAGAGGCAUGUCACACGCUCGUCAGCGUCCGUGUGUGUGUUGUGCUGUGUGUUGUUGGGCGUCCGCUUUUCUUUUUUCUAAAGGUAAGGUAAGGUAA
This is a messenger RNA of Emiliania huxleyi CCMP1516, 3253 nucleotides long. RefSeq lists its product as hypothetical. The record is from RefSeq and is a predicted model, not a curated record. Gene Ontology annotation, cellular component: cytosol. Bases 66 to 2969 code for a protein of 967 amino acids. Gene Ontology annotation, biological process: trehalose biosynthetic process. The transcript has 19 exons. Gene Ontology annotation, molecular function: catalytic activity; phosphatidylinositol binding. NCBI's taxonomy places the organism in Eukaryota, Haptophyta, Isochrysidales, Noelaerhabdaceae.